AUUUGUGUGAGGGCUGUGAUACUGACCGGGUGACAACCUUCGGAGCAGAUAUCCGAGCCAUCAAAGUCUGUGCUUCAAGGUAAUGAAAGCAACUGAAUUAUCGUCACAGCUCGAACACAUGUCAAACCUCUGCAUUAUUAAUACGUUGCCACUCAAUGUCGGCACUCCCUCAGAGAUAACAGUGACUAAACACAGAACGUUGCAUAACAUCCUCGAUUCAGAAAGACCAAGUUUCACAAACAUAGAACAAAACUGCUCUCACCGAUGCGUUUUAGAUCUAACCUUUUACAGCCAGAUUAACAUCGCAUCGGCGCCAAAUAUUGCAUAGAUCGACAUACUCUGCUCUGGUUCUCACCAUGCGUAAAUUGAUCUCAUUAUUCAUUCCAUCCCCAGCACACACGGCAAUACAAAUACAUGAAUUUUCCGACCACUUAUAACUGCUCACCACCAAGUGUGAGUGCAGGUACAGUCUUCUGCCAGUUCUGGAGAAGUAAUUUGCAUUUAGAAUGUACAAAGUGCAUGCCGUUGAUUGUGCAGCUUGAUUAUCACCGCAAACUAAGAUCAAAAAAGUUUUUCUCCAGGUGACAAAUGCAAAUAAUUGUUCAUCAUAGUUUUAGUGAGUGGGCUGGGAUACUGCCCGGGUGCCCAGACCGAAGCAGGUGGUUUUCUUAGGGGGCCACACCCCGAGCCUUUGACCUAAAGGUCUAGUCCACAAGGCAGUGGAGCAUCGUGAGGAGAUGCAGUCCCAUGGAAGCCGGUGACCAAAAGUUGGUUCAUACGCCAUUUGUUCCCGCAGGAUACUGGAGCCCAUGUGCACCAUAGAAUUGGGAUCCGGUUAUAGCGCCGGAAAUUCGCUUUUCGUCCUCUCAUUUUCGUAAACAACACCCCCGCCACGAGAAGGCAGUGAGUAGGACUUCCCUGGCAGAGGCUGUAUACGCGUGGCCGUGUGAGAGUAUUUGGAGAGGGAGGGCGAACCCUCCCCGCUCUCGGCCAUACCAGGGCAUUUGGGGGCCUCCAGGUGACAUCUACACUACAAUUACCUUUUUCUAUCAGAGCUGUUUCUAGAAUACUGCCUUAGGUAUCCAGUGGCACUAGUAAGUCAAUAAUCCGCCGUUGUUAUGCCUAUUGGUGCCAUCAAUAUUACUGAGUCUGGUAAUCGGCGAGUUAAGUUCUGAUCAUGUCGUAAAAGAAAUAACGUUUCUAGCAGUCGUCUGUGUCGCACUGUACGUAUUUCUAAGUUAUCUAUUCAGUGAAGUUAAAGGAGACACAGUAAAAAUAUACCCGAUCAUUUUCCUAGGAUGCCGACAUUUUUCGAAUUCGCGAUAUUUGUGCCAUGCGUCCUGUCCCUGAAAAUCUACGCCCUGACGUUUGGCGCAUAUGUCUGAGGUUGGACACUCAGUCGCAAGCAAUGGCUACAUUUAACGAUGUCUUCGAAUUAGAAAAUCAGUCACAACUUCACGAAGAUUGUGAGUUGGCUUCUGAGGAGUUAUUUAAUCGUCUGACCAAAGAGCAUAGUCUUAAACAGUCAAAAAAUAUUUCUAAUCUAUCAGUGAACAGUGAUAAUGAUGAUUCAGAUUUAGAAGCGUCAUCCCUCAGUAUGUUCCUCCCACCAGCCGCAAAGAUAUCUAGUGAUUUGGAAUCUGUUUUAACGCAUUUCGCUCAGACUUAUUCUUUGAAAUAUAGUUCAAGCAAUGGUUGGGUAUCAAUACUUAAAGUACUUUUCAUUGUCCUGAAACCGGCCAAUCGGUCGGAACUGUAUGCGAGUUUUGUUUCAUUCUAUCAUCGUUUCGUUGCUACGGGAGUAAAUAUUGAUCAAUGUGUAAGUAUAGUUUUCCGUUUGUUGUUGCAAUAUCACGAACCAAAGUUGUGCAGCUUUUUGGAUUCAUUAAAAGUUAGUCCUGAAAGUUACUUCAUACCUUGGAUGUCAAGUCUUUUCGCUGAUUUUAUAUCAGAAAAUGUUAUACCAUCCCUAUGGGAUUUAUAUUUCUUGAAGUCGGACCCUUUGCUUGGGUUCUAUAUUGGUUUACUACUUAUUGUUAAUGCCAAGUCCGUUCUACUUAACCAACAGUUCGAUAAAACUGAGGAUAAUGAAAAUGAUUCAAAUACAAAUAAUUUACUUUCGUAUACUAAUGAUCAGACUUCUUUCGAAAAGGUUAGGAAUUUAAUAAUUAAUCUUCCUAAACCGAUGUGUGUUGGUGAUUUGACAAGUUUAGUUGAUAUUAUCGAAGUGUUCAUCAACAACACGCCGAUUUCUUUCCGGUCUCGAUACCUUCCUAUACUUUUUGGCAACGCUCAAAUUGAGUCAGAACGUUCAGUUUUAUUUGAUGCCUUAUGCAUGCCGAUUACUAUUCAAGAAGUCCUCGAUGCCCAAUCAAUAUGCCUACAAGAUUAUGGUCUUAAUAAUUCGUCUAUUACACUACCAGAUAACCCAUCUGACUCAACAUCUGAUCUUCGCUAUCUCCUUGUUGAUUGUCGUCCUGCAGAGCAAUAUAAUGCUGGUCACUUACCAACUGCUUUUUUCCUGGACUCAUCUCUGAUUAUGUCUGAACCCCUAAAAUUUCAAAAUGCCGUUAAGUUUUUAUUAUCAACUCAAGAACGGUCACUUGCUGCUGGUUCAUAUGCUGUUGGGAAGCAUAUCACAUUUUUAAGCACUGGGAGAAAAGACGAAGAUCAACUAGCUAAUAUGGUUGUAGCUGAGUUUCUCCGGCAAAACACACCAUAUGUCAGUUUGAUUGAAGGUGGUUAUACAGCUUUACAUGAAGUCUUAGGUACUUAUGAAGUUGGUAGGAGUUUAAUUGGUCAUGAACCCACAAUAUGUUUAGGAUGUAUUGAAGGAAAAAAUUUUGUUUCUUCAUCAACUUCUGAUAGUAAAAUGGAGUCAUCAUGUUUAAUAAAUGAAAAAGCAAAAGUACAGCCAGUUAAUUCUUUGAGUGUUGGGUUAUUCUCUAAAUUCUCAAGUGCAAUUUUUAAUACUGGCCGUAGUUUGGAUCAAGUACCGAAACUUUUGAAACUUUCAGGUGUAAGUUCAGUGCCAACAACAACAAUCAAAGCUGAUACAACCCCUACAUACCAACCUGUUCAGAAUAAAGAAACAAAAAAACCCGUUGCUUACAGAAACACAUCAUCUGUAUUCAGUAUUGAUGAUGACUAUGACGAGGAUGAUCUAUGUGAUGACGAAGCCGAAACUAUUACAAACAGUCCCAAUCAUACAGAGAAAGAAGCAAAAAAUGCGACGUUAUCUGAACAGUCAACCUGGUUAAAACGUUUUGUUAAAGCAUCUACACAAGUUGCACCUGACAUGGAUGGAGAUUUCCCCCCUCGAUUUGAUGGUAUGGACAGCUGUGAAGUUGGCGAUUUAAUUGAUACUACCCGGUGGUCUAGACGGCCAGAAGUAAGAGGUGUAUUUAGUACUCGAUUUCUAAGGCCUAAUGGACAAUUAGGCGAUAGUGGUUUACUUGUUUUAGCAGAACGUCAUUUAAUUUUGUUGCGUCAUCCAACUCCUCGACUUCCCAAUCAACUCAUUAACUCUCUUAGUUCUACUUUACAGUCUGUUUUCAACAAAAAGAAUCCAAAAUCAUCUGAAUAUUCGGCUAUUCAAAAACCAACUACAGAUCUCCCAAAAUAUGCUGUUGUUUAUCGAUCGAUUCCUUUAUCUAUGGUGGUGAAAAUCACAUCAAAUCGUCGUUUCCCGGAAUGUAUUACAUUUCACUACUGUCCACAUGACGAAGGUGACAUGCUAAAACUAAACGAUCAAUCAUUAUUUAGCAUGAAAGAUCGAUUAUAUAUCAAUAAAGCAGGUGAAGCAGUGAAAAUGGUAAAAACGGCCAUCUUUACUACUGUUGCACCAUUGGAAACGUAGUAUUACUCAUAUUGCGGUCUUGUUUUAUUACUUUCUUUGUACACUGUGUGUUUUGCACUAAUGAUUUUAUUUAUAUUUUUUCAUGUCAUCUGUCAAUCAGGAAAGUUGGAUUGUGAAAGUAAAUUAAAGUUAUUGUUUUUCGUACAUUUCUCCUAAUUUGAACAAUAACUUUUUGUUUUGAUUACAUAAAACUGUGAUGUUUAGGUGAAAAAUAGUAUCUAGAUAAAAUUUUUUAGUACUAUCCUUUCAAUCACCAAUGCAAUUUCUCAUCAUAUCACUGUAAUUAUAGUUAACCUUACUCACUCUCUUACCUUCAAGGUUAAAGUCUCAUUUUGUUUGUAUUGAAAUGUUUUUUCUUAUUCGGGAUUACCAAACGUGCUAUGCAUUAAUUUUUUGGUUUAAUUUAACUAAUUUUUACGAAACAGAUUAUCAACCAAAUAAAUCUCUCUCUCUCUUUCUAUA
Molecule: messenger RNA, 4321 nt
Organism: Schistosoma spindalis
Lineage: Eukaryota; Metazoa; Platyhelminthes; Trematoda; Strigeidida; Schistosomatidae
Source: the annotation of a GenBank genome assembly